AUGGUUUCUGACUUCAGAAAGAAGAAGCUUUUGCACGUUUUCACCUCAUUCUUCGAUAGGGAUGGCAGUGGAUCUAUCGAUAAAAGUGACUUUGGGUUAGCUAUCGACAAUAUCGCGAAGAUCCGAGGAUGGCCCGUCGGUGGAGAAAAAUACAAAGAAAUACAGACCACUUUGUUGCAAAUUUGGGAUGGACUCCAAGGCCGCGCUGAUGUUGAUAAAGAUGGCCAAGUAUCUGUUGAUGAGUGGAUAUCCAUGUGGGAUGAUUAUGCCAAGAAUCCCGGAUCUCCUCUUGAAUGGCAGAGCCAGUACUGUAAGUUUAUCUUCCAACUCGAAGAUGCCAGUGGAGAUGGAGCCAUUGAUGGCGAAGAGUUUUCUUCUGUCUACUCUUCUUUUGGUCUGAAUAAAGACGAUACCCUCACCGCCUUCAAGAAUAUGUCUAAGGGUAAAGCUAACGUAUCGUGGGCUGAGUUCCAAGAACUGUGGAAAGAAUAUUUCAUUUCUGAAGAUCCAAAGGCUCCAGGAAAUUUCAUUUUUGUCUUCCGAACGCUAUAUAUAAGCCCCAAACCAGUCACAUUAAUAGUAGCUGGAAAAUAUCAAAUCAACAAAAUGGUGUCCGAUUUCAAAAAGAAGAAACUUAUGUAUCUUUUCAAGAUCUUCUUUGACGCUGACGGCAGCGGCACUGUUACGAAGAAGGACUUUGAAUUGUCGAUCCAAAAGAUCGGUAAAGCGAAAGGAUGGGCUCCUGGAGACGAUAAAUACAAAAUGGCUGAAAAAGCAAUGCUCGAUAUUUGGCAGGGUAUGCAAAUCAAGGCUGACCUGAACAAGGAUGGUGAGAUUUCUGCCGAUGAAUGGAUUUCGAUGUGGGAAGACUUUGCCAAAGAUCCUUCAUCUCCCGUAGACUGGCAAAAGUACUACUGUAAGGCUAUUUUCCAUAUCCAAGACUCGUCUGGUGACGGUGCAAUUGACAAAGAAGAAUUUGUGUCCGUUCAUACAUCUUUUGGACUAUCACAAGAAGAUUCCGCAAAGGCGUUUGACAAAAUGGCAAAUGGUAAAUCUAGUCUAACCUUCGAAGAUUUCGAGAAACUUUGGCAAGAGUUCUUCUCGUCUGAAGAUCCUAAUGCUCCAGGAAACUUCAUUUUUGGUAACCUUAGCUUC
Messenger RNA from Brenthis ino (lesser marbled fritillary), 1155 nucleotides. The record is from the annotation of a GenBank genome assembly. Lineage: Eukaryota; Metazoa; Arthropoda; Insecta; Lepidoptera; Nymphalidae.